GAAACAUUGGGGACUGGGGAGAGAGUGGGAAGAAAUGGUUACUACUACUAUGUUGUCUGUCCCGAACAUGAGAACACUGGAAACAAGGUUGGGGGCAGGGUCUUACCUUGGUCAACCUUGUUUUUGGUGCAGCUGCAACUUCAAUCCCACAGUUUCAUUGUCAGUAGUAUCAUGUAAAAUUCAAAAGCCUGCCACAGGACUUACUACCAAGAAAACGAAGCUUAAUUCUUCAGACUCAUUGAAUCAAACAGUUGGUGGGCACAACAAGGAGAAGAAGAAAAGAGUGUUCUUUUUAGAUGUUAAUCCACUCUGUUACGAAGGAAGCAAACCUAGCUUGCACUCUUUUCUUCGAUGGCUCUCUCUUUUCCUCUCCCAAGUCAGCCAUACUGACCCUGUCAUUGCUGUUGUUGACGGAGAAAGAGGUAGUGAGCAUCGUAGACAAUUACUACCUUCUUAUAAAGCACAGAGAACAAAGUUCAUGAGACACUUAUCAUCUUCACAGAGACUUUCAAAAGGCUAUGUUGGCAAGUCCUAUCAAGUUAUCAGCGAUGUUCUUCGAAAAUGCAAUGUGCCUAUUAUAAAAGUCGAUGGCCAUGAAGCCGAUGAUGUUGUCGCUACACUUGCAGGACAAGUUCUUGAUAAAGGAUUUCGAGUGGUGAUAGCCUCCCCUGAUAAGGAUUUCAAACAGCUUAUCUCUGAAGAUGUGCAAAUAGUUAUGCCAUUGCCGGAGUUAAGAAGGUGGUCUUUCUACACCCUGAAGCACUACAAAGAUCAGUAUAAUUGUGACCCCCAAUCUGAUCUGAGUCUUAGAUGUAUUGUAGGUGAUGAAGUAGAUGGUGUUCCUGGUAUCCAACAUGUGGUCCCUAGUUUUGGUCGAAAGACUGCUGUAAAACUUAUUAAGAAGCAUGGAUCAUUGGAAAAUUUAUUAGGUGCAGCUGCAAUAAGGACUGUGGGCAAACCAUAUGCACAAGAUGCCCUUACAAAGUAUGCCGAUUACUUACGCCGAAACUAUCAAGUUCUUGCCUUGAAAAGAGAUGUAAAUGUUCAACUUUUGGAAGAGUGGUUAGUUGACAGAAACACAAACAAUGAUAAAAUUGCACUAUCCACCUUUUUGAAAUAUUUGGAAGGAAGUAAAGAGUGACUCACAAUGACUGACUCAACGGUUGAAUCCUUACAGAAGAAUUGGCAGGCCAAAAAUUUUAUGUUACAUAGUUAGAGGGACUCCAAUCUAUGCAAAUGAGAUCAAAGCUGUGUAGGCUAGCAAAGGACCAGCUAAACCUGAGUAGAGAAAGAUUGAGUCACAUUGUCUCGCACAAGAUUGAUCCACUGUCACCAUAUCAAUGAACAAUAUUCAAGUAAUAGGGAAGAAUUUGAGGCUAUUAUUUAGGCAACACUAAACAAUAAAAUGAUUCAUUGAAGAGUCGAGACAUUUCAAUUUUCAGUGGGUAUUCAUGUUUCUCAA
This is a messenger RNA of Arachis duranensis, 1462 nucleotides long. RefSeq lists its product as uncharacterized. Bases 35 to 1141 code for a protein of 368 amino acids. Gene Ontology annotation, biological process: DNA replication, Okazaki fragment processing. Gene Ontology annotation, molecular function: DNA binding; 5'-flap endonuclease activity. The record is from RefSeq and is a predicted model, not a curated record. The transcript is spliced from 6 exons. NCBI's taxonomy places the organism in Eukaryota, Viridiplantae, Streptophyta, Magnoliopsida, Fabales, Fabaceae.